GAGAAGUGGUACGACCCCCCCCCCCUCCCCCCCGCCAUGGUGAGAAAUGGUACGUCCCGGGCCGCUGUGGCAGCAGCAGAGGGAGGGUCAACAUGGCGUCUGAGCAGGAGAGUUCCAACGGGCCCGUGAAGAAGUCCAUGCGAGAGAAGGCCGUAGAGCGCCGCGGCAUCAACAAGGAGCACAACAGUAACUUCAAAGCGGGCUAUGUGCCCAUCGAAGAAGAACGCCUCCAUAAGACGGGGCUGAGAGGACGGAAGGGAAACAUGGCCGUGUGCAUCGUCAUCCUCCUCUUCAUCCUCGCCCUCAUCAACCUCAUCAUCACCCUGGUGAUCUGGACGGUGAUCCGAAUCGGUCCCAACGGCUGCGACAGCAUGGAGUUCCACGAGUCCGGCCUGCUGCGCUUCAAGCAGAAGGCGGACAUGGGCAUCGUCCACCCGCUGCACAAGAGCACCGUGGGGGGCCGCAAGGACCAGGACCUGGUCCUGGUGGGCAACAACAAUCCGGUCGUGUUCCAGCAGGGAACCACCAAGCUCAGCGUGGAGAAGGACAAGACCUCUGUGGUCAGCGACGUGGGCAUCUCCUUCACGGACCCCCGCACGCAGACCACCUUCUUCAGCACCGACUUUGAAAACCACGAGUUCCAUCUGCCCAAAGGAGUCAAAGUGCUCAGUGUGAAGAAGGCUUCCACCGAGAGGAUCACCAGCAGCGCCUCGACCGACCUGCACAUCAAAGGCGACGGCAAGGCCAUCAUCCGAGGCAACGAGGGCGUCAACAUCAUGGGCCGCACCGUGGAGUUCAAGAUGGGGGGGGGCAUCGAGCUGCGGGCCGAGAACAGCAUCGUCCUGAACGGAUCCGUCAUGUUCAACGCGACGCGCAUCCCGAGCUCGGCCAGCGACGCCUACUUCGACGCCGGCGUGGAGCGCUACAAGCUGUGCAUGUGCGCCGACGGGACGCUGUUCCGCGUGCAGGUCAAGCACAUCAAAAUGGGCUGCCAGACGUCGGACAACCCGUGUGGUAGAGCCGGCUAGACGCCCCCCCCCCCCCCCCCCCCCCCCCCCCCCUCUGCAGUAUUCACCGUCCAGUAUUACUACCAGUACUCUACUAGUACUGGUACUACCAGUAGUACCAGUACUAGUAGAGGAGAUCUCUUUCAAUCAUUUGUUCAUAGUUACCGGCAGCUUUGUUUGACCUUUUUAUUAAAGACACUACAUGAUUAUUCUUUUAAAAAAUGAAAUAUAUACAGUAAGCCCUCUAGUAAUGUUACAGCAGAGCGUCUAUCACGUGCCAAUGGACCUACAAGGGUGAUAAAAGGAUAUAAUUUAUAUAUAUGUGUGUAAUAUUCACAUUUUUACAGUAGAAUAGUGUUGAAUAACAGGAGUGUGUGUUACGGAAUAAUUCUCAUUAAAUGUCGAUGAAAGUCAGGAAGGUUUGAAGCUUUUAUUCAUGGUUCAAAUGUUGUGCAAUACAGUAAAAUAAAAGUUUCAUUUGUC
Pungitius pungitius (ninespine stickleback) is the source of this 1490-nucleotide messenger RNA. RefSeq names its product sarcoglycan, beta (dystrophin-associated glycoprotein) (gene sgcb). The transcript is spliced from 6 exons. Bases 93 to 1028 code for a protein of 311 amino acids. Gene Ontology annotation, cellular component: sarcolemma; sarcoglycan complex. The record is from RefSeq and is a predicted model, not a curated record. NCBI's taxonomy places the organism in Eukaryota, Metazoa, Chordata, Actinopteri, Perciformes, Gasterosteidae. Gene Ontology annotation, biological process: muscle organ development.